GAAAAAUAUGUACAUAAAGAUAUAUGAAUAAGUGAUGGUACAGAACGGCAUAGGCAAGAUGCAGUAGAUGGUAUCGAGUACAGUAUAUACAUAUGAGAUGAGUAAUGUAGGGUAUGUAAACAUUAUAUUAAGUGGCAGUUUGAGCAUGAAUUUACUGGUAUAGAAUGAAUUGUAUAACAUUUGUUUCUGUAGCUGCUCCUUUAUUAUAUACAGUAAAGGUCUCAUAAAAACGUUGAAUGGGGGGGGGCAAAGGUUUUUGAAAUUGAAAACGUAAUUGAGCAUUCCUAUUGGACAAGAUAAGUUACUGUAGUGCCUUUUCUGAUCAAGCCAGGCCCCAAGGUGAUUUGUAUGCUUUGUAUGCUUGUUUUGUUCUUCUAAUAGUCAUUAUGUGUGUUUGAUUUAUUCCAGAGGGGUCUGCUGAAGACGCAUUCAAGAAACUGGAGAAACGGAAUGAUGAAAGCUCAGUGAACGAUGCCCGUUCUCGCUACCUACAGAGAAAACAGGAGCGGCAACAAGGCAAAGCACACUCAUCCUCAGGACACUUAUCCUCAGGACACUUAUCCUCAGGGGAAGAAGGACUCCGUUAUUGGACUGACCAGGACAGAAGAAUCUCCACUCAGGGGUUAAAAGUCUGACCGCCAUAAUAAACUGCACAGGCGAUGUUCAAAACAAUGCUUUACAACACAGGAGUCUGAGAGUUGAGGGUCAAACAUUGUCCUUUGUAGCUCAGUUUGUAAAGCAUGGCGCUUGUAAUGCUAGGGUAAUGGGUUCACUUCCUGGGACCACCCAUGUGGAAAAUGUAUGUACACUUUGGAUAAAAGUGUCUGCUAAAUAUUAUAUUUAAAUAUACAUUAAUAAUGGACUAGGUGGAGAUAAUGAAUCCUAGUCAUAUCAAAUGUCUAGUACUGAAGAUGUUUUAUGCUAUGUUAUCUUUUAGUGGUAUAUUUAUUUUUUAGUUUCAUACAAAUCAACGUUUUUGUCAUGAGAGUACAUUUUGCCAGUGGAGGUCCCCAUUCUCUUCUGGUUCUGGGACAGUUACAGAAUUACAUACAGUUUGUCAAUAUGUCACCCAACAGUGUUGUCAAAUCAGCACAUUAGAAAACAGGAGAACAAUCACAGGCACUUUAUUUUGUACAUCGCUGCCUUUUAUAAAAUAGAGGUUAAUUUCGUAACUGCCAUUGCUCCGUGAUUUUUUAAAACGUAUUUUUGUGUCCUCCAUUGGUAGUCAUACAAACCAAAUAAGACUCAUGUCCCAUCAUCCUUUGCGGAGAGACUUGCGUCAUUCACAUGCGCUUGUUUUGGUCCGUCAAUGUGCGAAUCAAACGUGGCUUAACAGAAAUUGGCAAUAUCCACAGAUAAACUUGUAAUUCUUCACAUUUGAUCGAUUAAAUUAAGUCCGUUAACAUAUCGUGUUGAUAAGUCAUCUGACAGUUACAGCUCUGGUCAAGCAUGUUCGCUGAGGAGGAUGAGUGGAACGAUGAACCAGAAGCCAAAGCUCUGACCAAGACGGUCAUCAGCAGUUUCAAACUGUCUGACAGCACCAAUAUCACGACAAAAUGUGUUGGGAAGAAGAGUUUGUUACGGACCCUCCAAACACUAGGGUCCGUACCAAACUGGAGCAAGAGCAAUGGUGCCCCUUGGGAAGCAGGCAGUGACAGCGAAACAGAGGCCAUACUGACACCACACACCAAGAGGAAGAAGAAAAGAAGCAAAAGAGGACGCAAGAAAGUAGCUGUUUCAGGAGAAGAGACCGAUAAGGACAGUGGAGAUUUGUGUGCCGAGGAGACUGCAGUGCCUGUAGCUAAGAAGCCAAUAAAAGCAAAGAAACCAAUAAAAGCAGGGUUCAUAAAGGUAAAGAAUAGAGAGUCCAUUAUGGGUGGUAGUAAACAAGGAAAAGCAGCAACAGAUGCUGAGAUUGAGAGAUUAAACCGAAAGCAAUGGAAAAACAAGACAAAGAAGAAAUGUAAAAACAAAUACAAAAUAAAAAAUGGAGAGAAUACCACCCCCCCAAAAAACACAAAAGCAGAGACCACUGUGCAAAAGGAUACAGAAGAUGGACCAAAAACAGCUUCUGGUGUGAACAAGGAAACAGUGGUCGUCCAGACACACCGCCAUACAAAGGGGAAAAAACAGCAGAAAGAGGGUGAGCGUAAAACACAGAAAGGGAAAAAGGUCCCAGUGGGAAAAGAGAUGACUUUCAAUGAGACUGCUUCCACUCCAGACACAGAAAUAGUUCAAAACAAUAAGAACUUGUCAGAGAAAAAGACAAAGGGGAGCAUUCAAGAAAAAGCAGUUCCACUAGGUAAAGAGUUAAUGACAGAAGAGGAGAAACCUCAGGAGCUGGUUAGGGAGGAGCAGCACGCGGAGCCGCCCGGCAGUAAGAGGAGGAAACGGGACGAGAGCAAAGGGCAAGACCGGCGGAGAGAAAAGCUCAGGAGAAUGCUCCAUGGCCAGAGCCCGGAAAAUAAAGAGAAACCUGCUGAGCAGGAGGAGGAGACACGCACCACAGAGGAGGUGAAAGAGGCUUCUGCAGACCGCUCGACUGCUCUGAGGUCCCGCAUGGAGCAGCGUUUGGAGUCAGCGCGGUUCCGCUAUAUUAACGAGGUCCUGUACACCACGUCUAGUGGGGAGGCAAAACGCAUGUUCAGACAAGACCCCCAGGCUUUUAGCAUCUACCACAGGGGCUUUACGGCACAGGUCCAGCGCUGGCCAGCUAAUCCUGUCGACGCCAUCAUCUCCUACAUACGCCGCACGCCUGCCUCUCUGGUAGUGGCAGAUUUUGGCUGUGGUGACUGCAAAAUUGCUCUUAGCUUGAAGAACAAAGUGCACAGUUUUGACUUGGCACCUAUCUGUGACCGUGUAACUGUCUGCGACAUGGCCAAUGUACCGCUCGAGGAUGGUACUGUGGACAUAGCUGUAUUCUGUCUCUCUCUUAUGGGGACAAACCUUGUGGAUUUUCUAGUUGAGGCUAACCGUGUGCUGGCGAUGGGGGGUAUCCUGAAAAUUGCAGAGGUGGCAAGUAGAUUUGAGAAUGUGAGGAACUUCAUGGGUGCUUUGUCCAGCCUGGGAUUCAAGUUGGUCACAAAGUUGGUUAUCAUCCUCACUCACUAAUAAAGUUGCAUGGCCAAAUAUACCUGCAUGGCCAAACUGCACCCCUUGGAGGAGCUGUUGUAUGAGUGAAAAGACUUCCACUGAGCCACUGAGUGUGUGCAUGCAUUAUGCUAUGUGAAUAUAUAAGUAGAAUGAUGGUGACCCCAGACAUCAUCAUUGAUCUCUCUGAUGUCAGAAGCAGUAACUCUCCUCAUCUCUCAUGAUCCCCAUGACACCAACCAGGCCAAUGAAGACCUGCUCUUUUCAAAAAGUACUGCUAGUGCUGGUGACCUGUGGGUGAUGCAAAUCUCGGAAUAGCUAUUCCCCUGGGGCGUCAUAUUUUCUCUUGUGUAUGCUGUCCGACUGACUGACCUUUCCAAAUUAGCCUGACGGAUCUUCCCACAGGAACCAGUGAUAAUGGGACAGUGAUGCUCAUCGCACCAAUGGCACCUUGACCGAAUGUACUGACCAAAGACACAAUGAAUAAGCCUGAAGUGCAGUCAGUGUGUCUGUCUAUACUGUCUAUAUAUUUACCAUCCCUUCUCACAUGAGUCAUGACAAAGAGGAAGUUAGUCUACGUCCCAAUUGGCACCCUAUUCCCUACACAGUGCACUACUUUUGACCAGAGCCCUGUGGGAGAGUUUUCAUGGACCAUUAGUGGAUUUGUGGAUCAGAUGCUUUUAAAGACAUUUAGGAUCUCAAAGUGUAUCCAAACAUUGUGGUAGUGAGACACCUGUCUUAUUAUCUGAUCAGAUCCAAUGACAGCAACAAGAGGCGACUGCUUUAUGCAUUUCUCUCAUUCCAAGCAUUGCAACUGGGAUUGAAUUACAAUAUGAAUUCUUCAGCUGUGAAGUUUUUGAAUAGCUUACCUUACUUCCAGAGUAGUAACUCAGAAUACAGGCUCUAUAGUUGCCCUAUGAUAACAUUAGAUGGAAAAUAAAUCUGUCUUUACCACAGAAACAGAGAGAAUCAAACUGUGUGAGCUGAGCUGUGGUGGCUGACGUACCUGUCUGCUCCAGCCACAGAGCAUCCUGUUUUUUGAAUAGCUCUGUGCUACUUUUGUCAUGCCUAGCUGUAGUAACCAUCAGACGCACAGACCUGGUUUCCUGUUUGUCACCUGCCAACCUGCUGGUCGACUCACCAGAAAACACACAAAGUGACAAUGAGGAGGAUCGAGAUGGCCGCAGCCGAGGAGAAGCAGACGAUGAAGACCAUCACUGCACAAACACACAGGAGAAAGACAUCAGGUAACACAAAAUGGAAGUAAAUGGAAUGGAACACCUGUUGUAAAUGGAAGUUAAUGCCAAUUUUAUGUAAUAAUAUGUCAAUCAUUUUGGGAUGUUCACCAGAAACCAUUGACAUAUCUUACAUUUUGUUGUAUCACUGAUGCAAGAUAAGGUGAGUGUACACUCACUGAGCUG
This is a messenger RNA of Oncorhynchus mykiss (rainbow trout), 4511 nucleotides long. RefSeq lists its product as uncharacterized. Gene Ontology annotation, molecular function: methyltransferase activity. The record is from RefSeq and is a predicted model, not a curated record. Gene Ontology annotation, biological process: regulation of transcription by glucose; cellular response to glucose starvation; rDNA heterochromatin formation. Lineage: Eukaryota; Metazoa; Chordata; Actinopteri; Salmoniformes; Salmonidae. Gene Ontology annotation, cellular component: nucleolus; rDNA heterochromatin; chromatin silencing complex.